GCCGGAGAAAGCUGAAGGGCACUAAGGCAGCGGAACCAUCCGACCCACGGACACUUUUCCCGCGGAUAGCCACGGCUGCAGACCCCGGAAUCCCAAUAAAAUACAGACGGGUUGAAUCCCACGUGCGGCCGCUGUGUGGAGGCGACACCCCGCUGUCUGGAGGGUGAGGAGCGCGCUGCACAGGGAUGGAUUUAAGCAGAUGAUAGCUGAACGCGCGAGGUACAGUAUAGAGUGCGUGUGUGCUGCCGAUCAGCUGAGUGUUCAUUGAUUACCUGCCGAUUAUGUGGCUGCUUGUAAACAGAGCUGUCUGAUGGAUUUAGGGGAAUCAGUGAGAAGAGAAGAGGAGAAGGCUUUAAGAUGCAGAGGUUAUCCUUAGUGAGGGGAAUCAGACAACUGAACUCUCUCUGCACCACUGAUAACCUGCCGGAUUAUAAUCUGACAGCAAAUACGAACAUAGAGUCCGAGAAGGGGGAUGCAAAACUGUGUUUAACUACAAACUACAGGGGGACUAUGUGUCUGAUUUGAUUAAAGAAUACAAUCAUAAUUCUAUAUUUUCAUCUAUCGUCUGUCAUUUCAUUAUGACAUUGUUAUUGCUAUUGUCUAUAUAGACAAUACGAUUUUCGUCCCAUCCUGCAUAAACAUGAUAAUUUACAGAAGACUUUUUUACUAUUCAUGAUUACUAUAAAUAUUUGACUGCAUAUUUCUUUGUGAGAAACUAUCAGGUCUUGGUGUGCAGCUGCAGGCGAUCAUUGCAUUUAUGAUCAUCUUUAAAAGAAUGAUUUAGUAGUCUAUCUAUUAUUAAAUAUCUGUACAUAUUUUGAAUUUAUUUAUUAAAAUACAUAUUUAAUGCUCUUUUUUUAUUUAAUGGCUCAAAUAUUGGACUGUAUAUGGCUCCAAUAAGAAUACCGUCAACAGGAACGUAAUUUAAUAACAUAUUUCUAACAAGUGAACAAAAACAAACACGGCAGACAUUUUUCUCAGUUGUUUUUAUGUGCAAGUCUUUAUUAAAUUUAAGUUUUUAAUGAUAACAGCAAAUUUGGUCUCGCCAUUUAAAGUCCGUUUGAGCUUUUCUGAAAGCUUCCAUCGUUUACUAUUUUAUGAAAGUGUUUGAUAUGUGGCUGAAAAAUGCAUUGUGCGUGACUUUUGUUAUUUAUAUUGUACGAUGUGUUGUAAUAGACACACUCUCCUCCAUCCAUUUGCAGCCCAGAGAAGUUAAAUUUAGAAAAACUUUCUAACACAUGAUUGGAGGUUAUUUUUGCGCAUUAAUUUUACGCAUUAAUUUCUAGCCUCCUCCCUGCUGAUGCUCAGCUCUGGCCCUCAUGUGUUACAGCUACAGGCACAAAAUGGCGGCAGAUGAAAUUUUAGCACCACUCUCUUAUAUCAUUUACACCCCCUCCUCUUCCCUGUGUUAUUAUUUUUAUUUUCAGGUCAGCUCUCUUAACCUUUACUCACAAAUUCAUGUUCAGAUUUUUUCCACAUCUGCACAGCAAAGUGACAAACUCUGUUUAUCCCUGCUGUAGUGACUUCUUUUUGCAAUGCUUUGAGAUCUUUUACAAGCUCCAACCAGACUCCAUGUAGGAUCUUAUGCAUUUAAACACAGCUCAAACAUCAUGAAUUGACCUCUGGUAGCUCUUCAGGAUAAAACUACAGCUUGAUGUUUUCCUUGUCUUGAGUUUUUCUGCCCGUGUGUUGACAGAUAUCAACAUAUAGUGUGUGAGAGUUUCAUGCCCCUGCACCCUUUCAGACUGAGAGAGACCUCACUGACACAAACAGAAACAGGAUUCUGGCUCGUGCCACUCAAUUCAACAGUAAAAGGCCCAGUUUCACACUGUUAAAAAGAAACACUCCCUGUCAGCUUCUAUCUUUAUUAGCUUUCACAAAUGUCUCCAUCAGUUUACACUGGACGCCGCCUCUCCACUUUCAUGGCUGAGAGAGCGGCCGUGGUGUGUUUACAGGCCUGAGGAGUGAGGCUUUCAGGGACAGGGAAGAGAGAGCAACAGGUUUGAAGCUGGCCAACAAGACUAGGGGCUGUUUUCUCUUGUUUUUUUUUCUUCACAGAGGUUAGUGGUUUGGAUAAUUCAGAGUGAUAUAAAGUAACAGGAAAGUGAACUACAGUAGUCAAAACUCAAAUUUUAUACGGUAAAAUAAAUUUGUCUGUCUGAAUUUUGAAUCCAUCCAUGAAAGUAUUGUUUUUUUUAGUAGUUUUAGUACAUAAUAAGGAGAAAUAAGUGCUUUGUUAAAGUCUCACAGUAAUGGGGAAGAGUGAAGUCUAUUACUCCAGACAUGAGCUGGAAUAACUGACUGUAAACUUUGUCCUACUUUUCAGACAUGUCAUUUUUCCACUGGGUUGAAAUUAUGCUCUUCUACUCAUUACUGUGUUGCUCUUGUUGUUUAUGUAUUUUCUCAAUUUUUGUUUACAUUUGUAAAUUAAGGAAACCAACAAGUAAAUUACAGUUUAGUCUCAUUUUGGAGGACUUUUGCUGUAGUUAUAUAUAUUUACGUAGUUAUUCAAGAGGUCGCAUAACUUUUUUCCAUCUUUUGUGUUGUUAAUAAUUUAAACAGCUAAGUCAGUGUCACUAUUGAUAAACCUCAUGUAAGUACGUUUUUAAGGGGGUUAUAUUUGUCAUAAGAAAUCAUUGAAUCCAGACUUAGAACUAGUAAAAUUUUAAUACUCCUGACCGUUUUCCCUUUUUAAAAGUCCAGAGGAGACUCUUGGGUAUUAGGACACCUCUGCUCACCUCUGAAUUAUCUGGCAAUCUUUUUUUACGUUUGCAUCAGUCAUAUAAAAAAUGCUUUUAAUAGGUAUCAGUUGGAAAUGGAAACUGGUGACUUAUAUGUAUCUACAAAUACUUAGUUGAGCUUUUGGGGCAAUAACUUAAGACAAAUGAAGCAGACUGAGUAAUCCUGCUUGGUUCAAAACUCAUACCUGGACUUCCUGAUGACUAUUUAGUGUUAUUGUGCAAUAUUUUUAUCACAUGUGCUCUUCCAAUAGUUCAUCGUAAAUAGCGCUCAUUGACCCCAAGGGUCUGAGGCAGGCCUGCAGCUCAGCCCGGAGGACGAGAAGUAGACACAGACACAGAUCAGAGGCGUGUGAAUGAUGGUCUGCAGCGGCUUUGUAGGUGUCAGAGACAGAGGGGACAUAUGACUGUCAACAUUAUGACAGAGAUGAAUUUAUCCUCUGUUUUAGUUUGGGAGUGUUUUUUCCUGUUAAUUUUUCAGAUCGUUUUAGAGGCUUUGGGGCUUCUCAUCUGAAAACUCACAUCCAUGUGGUGUGAAAAAAUGAGGGCGCCUUAAUGGCUCUCGAAAAGACCCUCUGGAUCCUCUUUGUUGUUGGUUGGAUCUUAAACUUUAUGCGGCCAAUCUAAGUAGUUUGAUGCAGUAAAGUGCUUGGGUUCAUCAGAAUUAAGUUUUAGUGUGCGUUUGUUGAUUUGUGUUUCUUUGAAGAUGAUGUUUUUUGGUGUUUAAAGCUCCUGUCAAAAAGUCUCAGUUUGUGUUAGUUUUGGUACCCGUUGUGGACAGCGUGGUAUCUCUUACCUUCUUUUUAAGGCAAAAACUUCUGGCUAACUUACCACAGUCAAAUCUAUCACUGAAUAUUUGCAUCAGAAUUUAAAAACAGAGUCUGUGUUUGCAGUGUGUGAGGGAUUACUUUAUUUGACACCUACCCCCAGCAGCUGUUUCAGAUAUGGAAAUGACAAUGAAGAAAUACUCUACAUUUUUGAGAAUGGUUUCAUUCUUUUUUUAGAUCAUACAGGAACCUUAGUAUUAAUUUUCAUCUGUUUCAUAACUAAUUUAGAACUCCACACAGGAGCUUUAACUUCUAUAAAGUUGAUUUGUAUAUCUACCAAAAGCAUUAAAUGGUCAACAGCAAAUUUCAUGUGUGCAUGUGUUUCAUGUGUCUCACCUGACUUUAUCCUGUUCAUGUGUAAAAAGGAGUUUCUUGAUUUCUUGUUGUGGAAAAUUAAAGAAAAAAAAAACUGUAAUGAGCACUCGUUCAGCCCAGCAGUUAAUGUUUGAAUUUUGCACAGAGGAUAUUGAUAUUGUCAGUGGUUUCUGGAUGACCUCAGUGUCCCAAAGUCUCAAUGCUUAUUUUCCCCCCUUUUCAGUCACUAUAUAUCCAGUUUAUCUUCAUCUUUGCUAUCUCAUGAAGGUAACAAUACCUUGCCUGAUUGUUACUCACCUUGCCUGACACCCACCCUGUCCUACAGUGGUAACAAGCAUUGCAGUUACUUUCCAGGAAAUAUAAAUCUGCUGGCUGAUAGUCUGGUUAGCUUUUGUUCAUCACACUGAGGCUUAUGACUGUAGCUCAUUUCAUACACAGAGAUGAUACCUUCACAAGAACUUUAAGGUCUUUGUCAACUGCUUGCGUCCACAAAGAACUUUUUUGAAAACUAGUUUUGGCUCAAACUCUGUAUUUUUGUGGUCCGUAGUAACUCUGUGGGGCUAAAGGGACCACAUUGGAUGGUUCUAUAUCAGCACUUAAGUGGUUUAUGUCAAGAACUCUUGGUUCAUAAUCAUUUAGAUAAGGCUAUGGAAAAUUUUGCAGAAUAGUAAAGGUUUCUGUUGGCUUCACUUCCAUAGUCACAUUUUUAGCACCAGUUAGCAACUUCAUAUAUUUAUAAUUUCUUUGUUUUUUCAGUUGCAUGAUUCUGCAAAGCAAUGCAAAAACAUGGAAUGUUUGAUUACAGCUGAUGAUUUGAAGCGGUAUUUGUGAACUGUGUUAGGUAUAAAAUAGUUUCCAAGUGCUGUUUCUUAUGUGUUUUCAUGGUUUUUAAAUUUCCCUCCAAAGACCUUUAAACUCACUUUUUAAUUGGCAGCAAUUCAUCUGAGUGGUUGAAGUUGAAUCUAAGUGGUUAGCAAGUUGAAUUUCAUCUGGCUGCUUUAGAACGGUGAAUACCCAUUAAAUUACGGGCAUUAAAAUACAUGCAUGUUGAGUGGGAGAGCCUUUUUACAUAAAAUAUAAUCUUUUUUUGGAAUAAACUUGUGCAGCCUGAGUGUUGCUGCUCUUCACAUGUGUUCCUAGACCAAACCCUUCUUUUUUUGGUUGCACUUUUAUCUUUGACUACAUUAUGUCUGUGUGAUUUGCAGCCGAGGCUUUGAUCCACAAAUCUGAAAUCAAAUCUGAGUUUUUGACUCGGUGAGUUUCUCAUGGAGCCAAACGUCUGUGAGUCUGCUCGACUGCUUUAGUUAAUGAGAUGAUUAGUAGGUUGGGGUUUAGGGAUGAGAUAAUGCAGGAUGAAAAAACUCAUGCAAAAGUAUGUGUCUGAUAGAAGCAAAUCAGUAUGAAAAAAUGAGUUUGUGCAAGAAGUUUGCUCCAGUGCAUGAUGGGAUGCAAAGAUGCUCGUCCUCAACGGAGCUGUUUCAACACUGGCUUGUCUAUUUUGAUACAAAAUGACUGAAUAUCACUCAAAAAUAAAUAAUCACAGAAUAAAUGAAAUUUAAAAUGAAUCCUUGUGUUGUGAAGGCUUCCGCUUCAUGUUUCCUGUUUUGCACAUAUUUAUAUUGAUUAUGAGCAAGAGAGCUGAAAUCUGAAAUACAAGAAUUUAUGAUGCCCAUGUUGAACGUUUUAAAUGAUGGCAGUGAAGUCAGGAAAGUGCAAGACAAAUGUUGUAAACAGCAAUAUUUCAAAUCUUGAUCUUCAAACGUGUCAGCAGUGCAUGUUUACUAAAUAUGAGGUUUCCCUUCAUGUUGAGCUGAAACUGUUUUUCAUGUCUACAUCCAAUAAUAACUCCACUGUGAAUACAACUUGGCUCAAGUUAACUUGAGUUUUUUUCCACCAUCAAAUGAUUUUCUUACCAACAGCAGCAACUGGUGGCCGUACGCUCCGUCUGUCUGUUCUUCAAUCCAACAAAUGACACAUGGAGAUGAGGCAGCUCAGAAAAAAAGUUUCAACCUGCUGGAAUUUUAUAUCCAUAUUUGAUUUUUUUUAGUAUCCUUUUAUAACAAAGUAUUUACAAAAGCUCUCUAAUGAAAUGCAUAUGUAGUUCCUAGUUUGUAACAUGGAUAAUAAAAACAAAAAUUUGAAAUGAAUCCCAAAAGCUUCAUAAAAAUGUAUCCAAAAACAGAGCCAAUCAUCUGCUGAGCUGCAGCAUAAAAUAUUUCACUGUACACGGCUUUCAUUUGAGGGUAAAGGGUGUAAAGGAACUAAAAUACAUGUCCUGGGAAAAGGCAGAUCAAUCAGCUGGCUCACAAGCAUCUAAUACAAGUAACUGCCAUGAUAAUAAUAAUAAUAGUAAUAAUAAUAAUAAUAAUAAUAAUAAUAAUAAUAAUAAUAAUAAUAAUAAUGACCAGCAGAAGUUAUAAGUUGGUGAAGAUUGAGGAAAAAUCUAAUUUUUUAAGACAAAUUUUGUCUGAAUGACAAAAACUGACAGAAAUAAAAUUGCUCAACAAACAGACUCAUGUAAAAUCAGAAAAGGCUUUCCCCUUUAAACAUUUUAUAAGAGAGGGUUGUAGAGAAAUCCCUGACUCGGCUGACCUGAUCACCUCGGGCAGAUCGCUCCAGAGUUUUAGAGCCAGCAAACGCUCUGUCCCCUCUAGUUUCUCCUCUAGUUUCCAGUCUGGCACACGGUAGAAACAGAAGACCUCUGCCUGAGGAUCUUAACGUAAGGUAGCUACAUGUUAUUUUUGAACAGGCUAACAGGUCUGAUUUGUAGAUAAUUUAGAGAUGAGCAAUCAGUGAGAUCGUAAAACCAGUUCUCAAACAUGUGGUGUUGGUGUGAAAAGAAAAAAACGGAGUAAUGGGAUCGUGUUGUUCUGGUUUAAGCUCUGACAGCUGAGUUCUGCACAGUCUGGACUUCAGGGACUGAUUUUUGGUGUGGGAGGGUAAAAACGCCAGUAAUUGAUUCACAGAGAAGUAAAGGCAUGUAAAAUUGUCUCUGCAUCUUUCAAAGUUGGAGAGAAAUGUGCAAUUAAAUUAGUUUACUAUCAUUGUUUGAAAGUUGUUAAUAAAGUAUUGAUGGUAAUAUGAGAGGUAUCCAAAAAUGGUUGUAGGCUCAGUUUUUUUGGUCUAUAUUUUAUUUAUUUUUUUACAUAAACAAAGAAGCAGAAGUUUCCCUGAGGUUAUAACUUAGGAAAAGCCAUUGAACGGUUAAGCUCAUUCUUUCUAUAUACUUUUUUGGUGACAUAAAAUAUGCUUCAAUGCAACUUUUUAACCACGUGACUGUGAAAUGAGGGGAUUUGGAUGAUACAUCAAACAGAAAAGGCUAUAAAAGUAUUUUGAAAUAAAAGAAUAAAAUAAGAAAUUUUCAAUUCUGUCUCAUGUAGAUCAUUAUUGUUUUAUUAACAGAAUAAUUGGUAUCUUAGGCAGACAUAAUUUUCUCAAAUUGUAGAACAUAAUGUUGGGCAACUUUGAGGUAAUUCCGUUAUCAAAACUGCAGUACAUUGAAAAGUAUAUUUAGGUUUUGGCAACUCUUCGAACUACCUAAAACUUGAAGCACUUACUGGAAAGAAAGUGACGCACCAUCUGCACAAAUAUGUAAAAUUUUAUAAGUGGAGCUUCGCUGCGGUAAGACAACCGAAUGUGCUUUUACAAUAGAUAAAUAUGUACGGUGGCCAUGAAGGUCAAAUACACAAAAACUUCAUGAUCACAAAAAUGCAUUUCACAAAACACAAAGACAACUUUCCUUUAAGUGAACUUCAACUUUUGUUUUGUAAAAUGAUUAUCUGAUUUAUAUGACACGUUUGUGUUUCAUCAAACAUUUCUGCGUGUCGUGAAUUUUUUUUGUUUCAUGAAAUAUUAUUACAUUUUAUGAAAUGAUUUUCAAGUGUAAUGUUUUAGUGUUCAGUGAAAUGUUUGUGCUGUUGACCUGUGAGUUUGGGAUGUGUAAGUGUAUCAUUUUCAGGCGGGUGUGUACGUGAGUGUACCUUAUAUCUGAAGUGUCCCAUGCCAGAUGAGAUUUCUCUGUGACAGCUGGGUAUUUGUGUAAUCCUGCAGAGAUGCUUCAGGAGAAAGUUUCAGUGGUGACGGAUGAAUGUAUGGCCGGCAGUGGCGGUGGUGGAGAGGAGACGGAUCUCCUUCCGGACCAGUCCCGACUUAGCCUGUCCACAGCUCCCAGCAUCCCCAGCUCCAGUGAGCCUGACCAGGUACACACAGAACCUCACAGUAUCCUCUCAUAACUGCUUUUUAUACUCUUUAAUUACAUUCAAAUCAUAACAUGUAAAGUUAGACAUCUUGUGUGUUAAGAAUAGAUUUAGACUUUAAUUUUUCAAGGUGUCAGCAUGACUAAAAAUCUGCAGAUGAUUGAAUGUGUUGCUCUUCAGUGUUUAUAUUUGUACCUGAUAUUCCAGGGAGUGAUGUAUUGCUUUGUGCUGAGCGUAACAGCCGUGUUUGUUCUCUUGCAGAACAUCGAGAACAUUAAGGUGGUUCUUCAUGAGAGGGAGCUGUGGAAGAAGUUUCACGAGGCUGGCACAGAGAUGAUCAUCACUAAGGCAGGCAGGUUAGUCAAGCUGCAAACACACACCAUUUAUCAGUCACAGUCUGAAACCAAAGAUGGAAAAAUCAUUACUUUUAGGGAGGCGGGGGGUUCCAUUUGGUCAAAAUGCAGUAAAUAUCAAUUAAACACCAGCUCCACCACAUUUAUCAUGGCCCUGCUGUUAUUUAUAAGGAAAAGUCAUCUUUUAUUGUGUAUCCAAAGCUGUGGUCAUGACUCCAGAGAUUAACACACUGGCAGUGGAGCCAGUUCACCUGCAGAAAUAACUCGAAACCAUUACGGUACAAGUUGACUUUUGAGUCAUGUGGAUGGAUGUUGUCUGCAGGCAAAUCCAUCAGAGAAUGUAUUUUUAUCAUGAUGGUGAACGGGUUUGAAGGAAAAUGUUCUAUGCUUAUUAAUUUACAUACACAUGUGUUCUCACAAUACCUUUCAUUAGCUUUAAUAGUGUCCUGAAUUUUUAAAAACGGAAAUAGGCCACUUAGUAUUGUCAACAUGUGCUGCAAAACCGCAGGCACUACCUAGUACACUGUGAGUGAGGGGUCAAGUCGUUCUUAAAUGAUCCAAGUCAGUUAGGGAAUUCUUGUUGCCUCCAAGUUAAGAUUCAGGACAAGCACACACACAAAAAAAUAUUAUUUCUGACAGCCAUCUGCCUUUGAAAAGUUCAGUGUGAUUUUCAUUUCGUGCUUCUACCUAUUCAAACGAAGUUCUCUGUUAUCUUGUGUCGCAUGGACUUUUCUUAAUAUCCCUUUUUAUUGUUUGUGUGAUGGUCACGUAGCAUCACCGGCUGAAUAACAAAUUAACCCCUUACAAUUUAAAAACACCUCUCUUAAAAAAAAAAAAAAGGUUUUCACCAAGAUGUUGCAAAUGCUAUUGCAGAACUUCCCGUACAAUAUGCUUUAGUAACCUUAAAAAAAUCUGAAUCUAUGGAAAAUUACAAAUGACCUGACAUUCAAGUGACGCAUAUGUAAGACAAAAUGCCUAUCUUCUUCUCUGCGAACCUCUGUUUAGCCAGCUAAUAGUAACAUAUCAUGGUUAAAAGUUUGUCUCUGAGGAAGAGACAGAAAGUUCCUGCAGCAGCGACUUGAUAAUUGAAAACACAAAUGACUGGCCGUCUCUUUGGAUUUAAUGCGACCUGAGGAUUAGACAGUGAGGCCUGUGGACAUUAACCAGAGAAUGAGUACACUCUCAGAUCGACCUCCGCCUCUCAUUCCUCACGGGAUGUUUUUUUUCCUCCUGUAAAAAAAUGUAAAAGGUCACCACAUUUUUUUCCUUAAUGCUGCAUAACCGUAAGAGAUGGGCUUUCCCUUGUCCAGCUGAUGAAGUGGGCUCUGAAUCCUUAAAGCCCUUUGAAGAGCUCUGCAGAGGGGUUUAACUGUGCAGCUGUGCUGGGAAACCGUCAGCCAGUCUGCAGCAGACACGCUGAAGGUCUGGCUUUAUCUUUAAAGAGCAACAGAUCUGAAAAAGAAUUCACACUAAAUGAUAUCAUCAGCAGACUGAAUAAUUCAAGAGUGUUAUGAAUAGUGGAUGUAAAACUAUUCACUGUGUUAUCAUGGCAGAACACAUUCAGUCAAAUUAGAAGCAGUCAUGGCAGGGAGGCUGUUUGAGUAGCACAGGAAAAUUCAGUACGACAUUGUCUUGGAUGGGCCGAUGGAACUAAUACAUCUUUUUUUUUUAAAGUAGACUCUCUCUGAUAAUGUUUUAGAUAAUAAUCACACAGCCAACAGGAAAAUGUGAGUACGGACCCAAUGACAUUGCCUUAACGUGUGAGGGAUUUACAUCCAUUCACUUAAUGUAUACUAUGCUAACUAAUAUUAGAUCCAAAGUACUAUGUUGGGAUAAUAUAUUGAAGGAAACUCACCCUCCAGAUUUGGCUGCAAACUACACAUUGGCUACGUUCAUACUGGAGGUUAUGAUGUACAAUUCAGAUUUUUGUUAAAUCCGAUCUUUUUGUGCGGUCGUUCACAUUACAACAAUGAAUGCGACAUCUAAUGUGAGCAGAAUGCGUCCGUGAAGUGACCCACAUGCGCACAAAGCACAAAUUGCUGUCCGCGCCUGUUUGUGUUGUCGAACAAUGGUGACGUUUGUCACAUAUUGAUGACGUAUAGGUUGGAUGAACGCGCCUGAGCGUCCUCACUGCAGACACAUCGGAUACAUAUCCGAUUUAUAUCCACAUACAAAAGAGGCGUGGGUCGGAUUUGAAAAAAUCAGAAUUGCACUGUUCACACUUACAUGAAAAAAUCAGAUAUGUGUCACAUAUGGUUAAAAAUCAGAAUUGACCAGCAGUGUGAACAUAGCCCUUGUUAUUACCUGAGUCAACAUGUAUCCUGUCAGUCUGUUUUGGGUGAGUCUCAGUUUCACUGUCAAUACAAGUAUACUACUGUAGGGAUGUGAACAAGGAGAAGAUUUACAAGUAAUUACCAAGUCUUGGGUUUGCUUGAGUAACAUCAUGAUGUAAAUUGUAAAAAUAGGUUUUGUCAGGUCUGUCUUCAAAGGGGAAAAACAACUUUUUGAAGGGAACUGGUAAAUUUUGACGCUUUUCAGAGGUCACCCAGGUAAAAUUGUUAGCUGCACUGUCAAGCAGAUAUCUGUUAAUAAUGAUAAAUAAGUCCUGAUGUUAUUACCACCAAUUAGAGCUGGGGUAUCAUUGUGGUGGAGUGUGAUUCGCCUGCUUUUGCUCUCCAUACAGUCUGUUUUACUACUAAACACCAAAGCUUGUUCCAGCUCUAAACAAUAACCAGAACUCUUCUCUUAUGAAAACCCAGACCCAGUAGAGCAGGUUCAUCACUUUAGUGAAGAAUUUGUUGAGAUUAGGUAUUGAUAAAAAAUGUUUAAGAGCAGAUAGUUAGCUUCACUUGCAUGCAGAUGUCCAUUUGUUGACGUUUAUAAGCAUGAAUCAUCCUUGUUGACAGUUAAUGGGUUUUGGGAUUGCAUUGCAGCUGAUAGGUCCCUGUGUGUGGCCAAAGCCAGUUAAAAUGCUUGUGGUUGAUACUCUUUGCACUAUUAACAAAUUCCAGAAAACUCUCAACACCAUUUUUUUUUUUUUUACAUAGAAUUUGUAAUUACAGAAUGAGGGAUUCACCAAACUGAUUUAAAUUCAUCCUGAAGGAAACACACGUAUUUUACUCUGCUCUGAUCAUUUAAUAACAGAAAUGAGUGUUUGUUAACUAAGUGUUAUGUGCAUUAGUUUAAACAAUAUGUGAUUAAUAAAACUGAUAUUUGUUUCAGGCAGGAAUGAAUGUUAGUAUUAAGUAAAAUUCCCUUCCCUAAUGUAAAUAGUAAUGAGAGGAAAAAGAAUCAAAACUAAAAUUAGAUCAUCAUUUUCACUAAGAUCAGGCGAUUAAAUCUUAUGUAUCACAACACUCCACAUCUGGCAUAUGUGAUAGGUCACUGUCAAACUGCCUCCUGUGUAAACAAAGCUAAGAACAAACAGCAGGCAGACCCGGGGCCAGUUUCUGUGGUUCUGUCCAUCAAAACCAGUGUUUAUGAUCAACAUGCAGAUCAUGGUUUACAGCUGAGGCAUUGAGCUCUGUAGUUUCAUGUAUUUCUGUCUUAUUACCCUUUAAAACGAGGCAACAGUCAACUGAGAUUCCUCACCAAAGGCUGGAUUUGUCUUUCAGCAGUACUCUGUUCAACCAAAGAGUUGUGUUUUUUUUCAUUACUUUGUCAAAUGGUUUUCAUUUGAAUUACUCCAGAGGUAUUCCACGGCAUCAGAGAAAACUGAGGGUUUUUGGGUUUUUUUUGUCUUGGAAAAAAAUACUUGGUGAAAAACCUGAAAAGAAAAAGUUUUAUGUGCUUUGAAUUUGUCUUUUCUCUUUUCAUACCAACAACUUAAGAGCUUGAUAAAUAUUUUCCUUCAAAUCUUUAGGGUCUCAACCACAGACUGCAUCGAACAUGGACAUCAUCUCAAUUACAUUACACAUAAGAAACUGUAGCGGGGUUAUGAAGGCUACAGAUGGAGGUUAUCAUACUGCAAAUGCUGACUCAAACAAUCUUUAGAUCAGGCUUUAGGGAUGUAAUAAAGUUGAGUCACCAAACCUAGAGUCCAUGUCAAGUCUGAAGUCCUCCUUGUCGAAGAGCAGUAAAAUCUUUGAAAGCAAAACACAUGAUUCAAGGUGUUUUUUAUAAGGCAUCCUGGUGGGAACUGUUGAACAAGACGGCACAUACAGGUGCUGCUCAAAGUGAAUAAAUUAUCAGGGUUUUAGUAAAAAGCAAAAAAGUCUCUAUCAACAAACAAGUUCGAGCUCCUCUCUGUCUCAUAAAUACUGUGACAUGGUACAGGUAAUUUAUUUUGCCCUUAUUAUGCAGAUUCAUGCAUUAUUCCUGAGCUUGAUAUAAUAAAAUAUUCUCAAGGAGUUUUAAUAGACAAUCUUCAAAAAAAAUAAAUAAACAUGUUUAUUUCUGCUGUAAAAAUGGGCUCUAAUUGGGAUUCCUAUGAUUUUGGUGGGAACUCUUGAAAUCCAGUGCUAUCUUCCUCCAUAUUGGCUUUAUUUUACAACAUUUAAGACUGACUCUUGAUCCUUUCACUCAUGUUUUACUUAAAGCAAAACGUUCAGGUAAUAAUAGUUAAAAAAGUGGAUCAGUCCAGGAUGUUCUGAUCUCGGUCUGGUCUACAGUACUUGUUUUCUACGUUUUGGUGUCCAUCCAGGGCUAACAGUGUCGGUGUGUUACAUUUUUAAAAAACUAACAAGAUUGUCAAAACAACCGCAAAGGCAAAAGGUAGAGGAGGACAUGUUUUAAAAAGAUAAGAGGUCUUUGGUGUGUAUGUGGAAGUGAAAGGUCAAGUGUAAAGAGUGAAAAAGACUUCGAGGAUGAAGUGGAAAUGUUGAUCUGCAGGGCGAGACUGACAGGUUUAAAAGGAGAUGUCAAAUGUUAAGUGUUAUGUGCGUUACUUUAAACAGUAUGUGAUUGAUUGUCUGCCAGUUUAAACUUGUUUUCAGUUGUGUCUGAAACCUAUGCUCAACUUUGCCUGUGGGAUUUUUUUGUGAAAAGUUUUCUGUAUUUGGACCACAAACCUGAGAUUAAAAAAUUGGUCUGGUUUUUUAAGAGUCACAAAGUUACUCCUGUCUUAACCUGACUAGAUCCCUAUUACUCUAAACUCAUAGUUAAGACCAGACUAUCUUCUGUUUUAGAUUUGCAUCUGCUAAAAACUGUCCUUCUUGUAUUGAUUAUUGCCUAAAGAUGUUCAGAGUUUACUCUAGAUCCUGAGCAGAGGCAUAUGAGUAUUGGACUGUUGUGAUGAUAAAUUCAGAGAGUGAAGCCGUGCAGCUCGAGCAGCAUGUACUGCAUCACAUCACAUCAUAUCACAGGAGCCUGUGCGUUCAGUUAGUAAUGAUCCCCUCCAGUCUCGCUCCUCUUGUUUUUACCUGUUUGCUCAAAGUUAAAUUAAUACUUCAAAUUCCAGCAGAUCACCCACACAGUAAAAGUAUGUUCACAGCUUGGAAGAAAACUGGAUUAUGAUUUUAUGCUUGGACCGGAGACCCUGCCUGGUCUGUUGUACUGUGUAGUGGUCAAAGAAGAAAUAAGAUAGAAUAACAUAAGAUUACACUCUUCAGAGGGGACAUUUAGAUAUUUGGAGACAUCUUGAAAACACAAAAUUAUGAUUUUUGCAUGGCGUGAAAAUAGAUUUGUAUCUGUGUCUCUUAAAAACAUUUCACUCACUACAAUCCAUGUGAUUCUAAUAAUUAUGUUUGUAAAGUUGUUGGCAAAAAUAGCCUAGUAUAAUAAAGGGCAAGCAGGGAAACAUUAGACCUUAUGAAAGGUCUCUGAGUUUAGAAAGAGUUUUGGACCUGAUGUUGUAACGUGUGAGGAGGGUCGCUGUGGAGGUGACAGCAGAGGAGACGCAGAUGCAUAGCGGCCAGACCAUCAUGCAGAAGGUUCCACGUUUUCCCAACCCUCUGACAUGAAACUCUCUCAGUCGGCUCACAUGCAGCACCUAGCUGAGCCUGCCAGACUUGUUAUUGUGAGUGUCACUGUCCAGGCGUAAUCCUCCCUCUUCAAAGCACCCGGCGCAGCUCUUCCUUCACUCUCCCUCUUUGUACACAGCCCGUCAAGAGAGCAGCGGCCGCUUGAUAAGACGAAUCCGGCGCCCGCAGUAGGCCGAGUCUACGAGGUUGUAGCGCUUCAUCAUCCCCCCCUCGCUCCUUUUGAUCUCCCGUGGUACUGGAGAUUCCCAGAGAGGAAUGGAUCACUGCAGGGCCUAAACAUGUGGGAUUGUUAAGAGAAACAGCUGGCUGGGCACAGAAACACACACACACACCCUGACACUGAUAUCAUACACACACUCUCUAACUUCCAUUUCUCAUGCUCCGCUUCAACCCACUCACUUAGUCACACUGCUGUAUGUAUAUAUCUGCCUUCAUGUUGUCCGCCUUUGAAAAUCCAUCCUCCAGUGUUGCACUACCUUUGUUUUUUAUAUAGAUGUAGCAGGUAUGUCACACCAAGAUACACCAUGUUUUAUCACAUGCACAUAAGAUCAUAAAUACUGCAGUGAGACAGGCAGCUGGAUAACAAUGAGCGCACUUUCACUCCUUAAGAGCUUCAAGUCCAUUACAAUAAGGUGCUAAAUCUGCGAAAUUGUAUAAUGUACCAUACUGGGUCUGAUUAUAAAUUUACUCCCUUCUUUACAAGAUUAGUUUUAAAAACUACUGGGAGAAGAGUUCAUCUUUUCUUAUAAGAGUAGAGUUCUAUCUAAGAUAAUUAUUAGAAACACACUGAAUAAAAUUAGAUGUCUAAGUACUUAUUAUUUUGAAGUAGACAUCUGCACACACUGCAAACACCAAAUUUCAGUUCAAUGACAGCUGCUUCAUGUCAUUGUUGCAUUAAUAACCUUUACAAAAUCUGCAUUACAGCUCUUCCCCCAGUGAAGGAAACCUUAGUCCACUUUUUAGCCACUUUGUUAUGAUCACUGUCUCCUUUUUUUUUAUCCACCUGGUUCUGCAGUUUUAAGUGACAGCUGGCCUCAGCCAUGAAGGCGAAACUGCCUUUGCAGAUAAAUUGUGCCUUUUAACGCUGUUUAAAAUUUUAGCAUCAAAAAGUAAAGACCCUGAAUUCAAAAUGAUCCAGUAUUUGCAGAUGUAUUUCAGGGAAAGCCAAGGAUUUAUAAUUAACUGGUUAACAGCUACAGGACACAACCCUGUCCAGGUUGUAUUUUUGUGGUAUCAAUGGAAUUAUAACACAGGACCUUAUGGGAUAUCCUUGGUUUUUGGGACCAGCCUCAAGUGGACACUCAACGAACUGCAGUUUAUAGCACUUUCCCUUUGGCUUCAUUUAAAAAAAAAAAGCAGAAACCAUCAGAUGAAGGAAAAAAAAUCAAAUUAAAAAAGAAAAUGUACAUAAAAAAAGAUUCUGUGAUCUCAGUUAUGAAGUGACAUUAAGACAAAACCUCAAGUUUACCCAAAAUCUAAGAUAGUUACACUGCUAUCUACCUAAAAUCAAUAGUUUGUAGCAUUGAUGCAAAACUAUAAAACAGAAAUCUUACUUAUUAAUCUGAAAUAAUUUGGAUUAUUAUGACUGGCUAAAUUGAUGGUAUAGCAACCACAGCAUAGCACAUAGCAAAUGAUCAGAUGGUUUAUGUUUAAAUAUUUUUUUAUGAACUCUUAGUAUGACAUGUUGUCCCAGCCUUAGACCAAAAUGUAUUUGAAUUUGGGUUAAACUAUUUUUACUUUGUUUGGUGUCCCAGCUACUGUUCAGAUAUGAAAAAGAUGUGAUAUUCAGUCUGGUGGACUUUUGUGAGGAAAACACACAGCUUUCGCUCUGAUCCAUAAUGGAUGCUGACUCGAACAGUGAGACUCAAAACUGUUAUUUGUGUAUGAAACUGUAGUGUAUUGGUGUAUCCGCCUGCCCAGAUGGACUUAUUACCACAAACAAAACCAGUCACUUGGUAGUUAUGACCAUUUUGAUACACACAAAUCUGAUGGCCACAUGUGUUGACACAGGCAUCCAUCUGCUGUGUCGGUACGGUGUGAGUGGAGCCAGAGAAGAGCAGAGGUCUGCUUUGAAUGUUCCUCUGAGAUUAACCCGUCUUUCAGCGAGGAUGAUACUGGGACUGAUCUCUCCCACUGAUUGGAUUUGAAGCCUGGGAGAGAGAUUUAAGUUACCUGCCCUCAAUCCCCCUCCUCUCUGGGUCUCUUACGUGAGGGCAUAUUUACAGUAACAUGAUCAGACAGUGUCAGGCGCUAUGAAGCUUUGAAGAACGGCAUUUGCACCAAUCUGAACAGCAAGUAUAAAGGGUUUUAAUGCUGCCUCUUCUUUGAAAGCAUGCAAGGCUUUCAUGAGACAGUCCUCCAAUGUUUGAGCACGUUGCCAUUGGCAGCACCCACAGAUAAACUCCAGGCCCUUUUUGACUUUAGCCUCUUGAGCAAUGACGAGCCGGCAAUCUAAACUGUUGUCCGAUACGGGGUGCCAUUAAAAACCACUUAGGGCUUUAUAAGGGGGCACAGAGCCCUUUGCAAAAUUUCCUUUGACGCAGAUGGGAUGAAAAGUUUUUGGUUUCCCAGAAGAGGUCAGGAAAGGUAGCUCCCUUCAUGUGUUUUAUGGCUUUGAGUGCUAUAUUAGCAUAUUCUGUCUCUUAGUCUGGAGGCAUUUAAAAGAUGAAAGUUAGAGAGUGGUCCCGUACGUUUUAUGGCCUCUCAGUUUUCCAAGUAUGAGAGGAUUUCAUGCUACUAAAUAAGUGUCUGCAAGGAGGCAAAUCAUUACCAGGUCAGAAAUCUAUGAGACAACGUCAGGAAAAUAACAUUGAAAGGUUUGGGGAAAGGGUUUUUGUUCUGUAACAGUCUCAUGUAAGUAUCUGAUUGAUCUGUUUAGAGGAACAGCACCUUGCUUUGCUUUGCAUUGCUUUACUAACCUCACUCAAACAUGUUUUCACGUUGCAUCACGUUUACACGCAAACUGAAAGGGGUUUAUUGGUUUGGUAUGUACACAAAUGAGUCUGAGGAGGGGAAGAUAUCAUAUUACAGGAUAUCAGACUUGGUUUGAAUUUAGAUAUGUGUAUUCUUUGAAUGUUUUACUGGAAAAGUAGAUCUGGGGAAAGCCAUUUCCUCAAGUGCAUAUUUACGCAUUAGGACAAUAAAAAAUGCAUUUUGUAAACAAACAGCUGAAAAAUUGUUAAUGAGCCAUUUUAAAGUUCAGUUUGUUAUACCUUAAAGGUUGGAAAUGUCUUCAAGGCACUAUUUGUUUCAUCUGCUAUAUAUAUUUAUUUGAAGUUUAUUUUGGGUUUUAUGAUUAAAAAAUGUCUCAUCUCUCACAGUUUCUUCAAGAUUGCCAAAUGUUUCAUCCAUUAAAGUUCUAUAACUUUCCAAAAGGGGUAGAAACUGUAAUGGAAUCUUUUCUCAGUUAUGUAAUAGAAAAUACAAGAUGUUUGGUUAAGGUUUGUAUUUCUGUCAAGCAGCAAACUGAUGUUAAGAAAGAAGCUAAUUUGAUGCAUAAAAGAAAGGGCAGUUCCUUGUGUGUCCACCUAAGCCUGUCUCCAAAAGUCCAGGAAGUCCUCAAAUUGAUUCCUCAAAUCAAAUAAACAUGUUACAGCCAGUUUGGUCCUUUACCCUAAUGUUCCUAUUUAUGAAAUUGAGGUGUGAUUCCUUUUAACAAGUUAUAAAAUAGAACUACUGUCAUGACCAGAGUAUGUUUUUUUUUCCUUGAAGUAGAUCUAAAAAGGUGGGACUGUCUCAUGUUGUGGGUCUUGACUUCUCAAUGCAAACAUUUGGUCAUAAAUGUAAAGUGAAGCAAGUGUACCUCAUGUGAUUGUCUAGAUUAAGGCGAAUGAAAGGCUGGCCACACUAUUAAAUAACUGAAGGGGAUUAAUGAUCCAGAUUUUAAGAAAUUGGUUAUGAAUAACCACUACACAGCAAAGAAAUGUGGUAUUACAUAGUACAAUGUCAAUUUAUUGUUAUUUAACAAUCUAAAGGUUAUUUAAAAAAAAAAAACACAGAGGAAACAGUUUUCAUUAUAGUUGUGUUUUGCUAUUAAGUACUUUUCCAAAAAUAACCUUGUAAAAGAAGGCUAAUCUUAUAACCAAAGUUAUCAAAUAUUUGCACCAAUAUGUUUGUUUAAGGCUAUAAAGUUAUGCAUCAUACAGGGUUUGGCUGAUUUGAAAUACAAGUGCAUGUGUUUUAGUUAUUUGCCAAGCAGCUUCACUGUUAUCUCCACUCCACCCCUUUAGUUGAUGGACCACAUCCAUGUUUUGGACAUCCUGUGGUUUCUGUUUUUGGGUGUGGACCUAUGUAAGCUGUGCUGGUCCUUGAGAUAACUUUUUUAUCAUAUAGGUAAUUGUUGGAUUAAACAUUGCUUUUUCAGCAUGUUGAAUCCAUUUAAAUGUACUACUUUUUCCCUUUACAUUGUUUCAAUAGGAGGAUGUUUCCAAGCUACAAAGUGAAGGUAUCUGGGAUGAACCCCAAAACCAAAUACAUCCUGCUUAUUGACAUCGUGCCAGCUGAUGACCACCGCUAUAAGUUCUGCGACAACAAGUGGUAAGUUGUUCAAACUAGAUUUUUCUGUGCUGGUUUUGCCUGAUGAAUUUCCUCUUUUGGGGCUUGAGUGACUUGGAUUUAUUGUGUAAUAAAGAUGCAGUUAAUCUUAGUCAAAGUGUGAUAAAAAAGUUGUCUGUACACAGUGUCUAGAGAGUCUGUACAAGUUUGCAAGCCAAAAAACUAAGGCUGUUACUCAUGAAGAGUCAACCAUGAUGCUGCUUUUAAAAUACACUCAACUCUGUUACUGCUGACUCUAAUGACCACUUUAACCUUUGAAAUAAAUGCUUUUUGCUGUUGAUCUGUUUUUGAGAGGGGAAGGGUUCAACCUGUUUUCCCCACACAGCCCAUAAUGUGCAGUUUCUGUGCAGCUGUGUAGCUCUCCUCAGUACAAUCUGGUUUUGACAUAUAAAGUUUGCAAUCCUACUAGCUACUGGUAUGGUAUGGUAGCCAAGCUCAGCCAUGGCAACUUGUAAAGGUGAGAGGCACUCACUACCUACAACCAAUUCAUUAAACAACUUCUCUUGGAGUUGCACCACCUCUCCUCUGUUGUCUUAAACUGAGGAGUGAGUCUUUUUACUCAACGCUCCACAAGCUUUCCUUACUUAAUAGUCUACCUUCUUUGUCUUUAUGUGCAUGAUAAUAAUUUCAAUAAGAAUAAAACGCUGUGACAUCUCUUUUAUUUUUGCAGGAGAUCUAGACGGGGGGCAGCGUGCUCUGGGUGAAUGACCAUAAAACAAUAAAAUACAAAUGUCUUUGCACUGAUGUAUUGAUCAGAUCAUGCUGGUGCAUAGGCCACAGACCAAUCGACAAAUAAAAAAUAAGAGUGCAGGAAAAGUGGGAAACAUCCCGGACCCAAACGUUCACAUAAUCACUCAAAUGACCUGGUGUCCAAAAUCUGAACCACAUCUUCUAUAUCAGUUAUCUUCACAAAGGCAAAAUCAUAUCAGCCUGGUUCAGUUUCAUGCCUGACAGUGAUUGCAGAUCAUGCAUGGCUGAAGUCCCUCACUACAGGGUCUAGGCAAGACCCAUUUCCCAAAGAAAAAAAUCCUUUGGAGUGAACCCAAUGUUUGUCUAGUCAACUUUGGAGGUGACAAAUUUGCAGCCCUCUACCCUAUGGCACGACACUUGGAUUGCACUGCCUGGGAAUAACAAAAUAAAAGGCAAAAUCUCAAGCAGAGAGAAGUAAUUUUACAGCCAUUUGUUUCUCAUUGUGUGGCAUGGCCUGCAGUCAGUGGGUUCUGGUGUUUCUCAGCGACACCUUGGCCAAGCGUAAUUAGUCAUAAUGUUUUAGCACAGGCCACCUCCUUCCACUCUCAGGGAUUAAAUACAGUGAAGACUGAGAACAGCGGAGUUCACUGCCACUUUGCAGCUGCAUUAUGGUAAAGGGACUUGGUUCAUGUGCUGACUGGGGCAGAUGUUUUUAGAUGGCGAAGAUGUAAACUCUAAUCGUUGUACACCAUAAUCUUUUUAAAAACAAGUAGAGAUGACACUAAAUUAGCUUCAUCUCUCCAUAACAUGCCUACUGCUUUUGUCCUCAUCUCUUUUUAGGAUGGUGGCUGGCAAAGCAGAGCCAGCAAUGCCCGGCAGACUAUACGUGCACCCAGAUUCACCUGCAACAGGAGCUCACUGGAUGAGGCAGCUGGUGUCGUUUCAGAAGCUCAAACUGACAAACAAUCACCUGGACCCCUUUGGGCAUGUGAGUACCAGUAACCCAGGAAAUAUUUAAGGAGAUGGGUCAUGUUCCUUCAGUCUGGGUGAUAUUUUUUAGCUCUGCAAUUCUCCUAUUAAUUAAAUUAAUUGUUUUAAUGUUCAAAUUUUAAAAAUAAGGUUCAAAAUAGCAGUGAAACAGAGUCAGAAUUAAGUGGGUCUGCAUGGUUCUCUGCGGGGACAUUAAUGCUUGAAUAGUUGUCUGACUUUUACUUGAGUGAAGGUGGAUUUGCUCCCUAUCAUUAUAACCCUGUUUCCUCCAUUAUCACAGCCCUAUAUUCAGUAUGGAUCAAUCUGUUGCUGAGGAAAGUAAUGUGACAUGCUUGUGAUAGCUGUGUACUAAGAAGCAGGGGCAUGUCCAGACUUUUGUGAAUGGGGGGGGGGCAGUCCAAGGCCCUAACUUCAGCAGGGUGGCAUGAUAAAUGGAGACCGAUAAAUAGCAUACACCGUUGCGUCUAAGUUCUAACACUUAGCAUAUGGUUACAUUUAGCAUAAAUCCUGUUUCUGAUGAGGCAAAUAGCCAAAUCCCCACAUUUUAUCAGGUCUUUUUGGGUCUUGACCUUGACGAGUGCACCAUAUUACAAACAACUCAACAACUGCCCCAGCAUUUUAGAUAUGGAUUACUGACAACCAAUCACAACCAGACUUAUGCGGUUAAACUGGUGCGUUUACUACUGACUCAUGUUUUUGAAAAGGGUCGAUAGAUCUAAUGUCUCAAGUAUCAUCCUGAAUCAUGGACAAAAAUACUAAGACAAAGACCACACUGUCAUAAAGGUUCUACCUACCGUAUAACUUUCAGUUCUUAAAUAAGUCUUCAGUAACUCAUAAUAAUGAGUUACUGAACAGUUUUGAUUUUGACCAAAUGUUGGUGCCCAUCAGUGGUUCUAAAACUGAGUUAAUAUAUUACUGUUGAACACUAGCUUUAACGGAUGGUACCAAGAGUCUUGAUGAAGUCCCAUCAGGUAGUUUAAGUCCUUUCCAAGGAAAAUGUUGAGUGGCUUGGUUUUGCAAAGGGACUCCAACAGGAUGAGCCAAACUCUCUGCUUUGUCUCAGGGUCCUGCUGCUCACCUUCUUGGGGCUCUUAUCUCCCAUCACUCACUUUCUAUGCAUUAUCCUGUACUUGUUCAACAACUAAUGGUUAGAAAAAAUGGCUGAACAGCAACGACUAGCAUUCACUAGAUAAGAACAAAAUAGUCCCAAUCAGUUUGAAUUAGACUCUGAAUUAAUUGAAUGGCAGAAGUAGAGAACUACUCUCGCCAUGAUGACACAAGGUCCAAAAAAUAUCCACAGCACUCAUCUCUUGCUGCAGGAGUUCAAAAUAGAUGGGGACUCUAUGGCAUGCUUACCCAAGAUCAAAUGGAAAUGGACUCUCAUUUUCAUGAAUUUUUUUUUAGAAAAAGAUUUAUUACUGAAAUGAGUGCUGAAUCCAGUUUCACCCAUUUUGGAUACAAAAAAAGGUCUAAAGACAAGUAAAAAUCAAGGGUUAAAUUCUGAUCGUCAUAACUGUUUAAAUGAUGAGUGAAGUUUUGAUGAACAGACUUGCAAGCAGUCUACUAUUUGGUAUAUAAGGCAGUAAACAGGUGACAUCCCGAUAAAUAAUUGUGCUAUUGUACUGAUAAAAGCAUGUGUGAAGCGUUUAUUCAUUUCUCCCCCAAGGAUAUGUAUCUAAUUUGUUUUUCAUGUCCUACAUAAAACUUAAAUGCUCAAAUAUUCACUGAAAUUUCAUUACCAGAGGGAACUCUGCACAGCCCAAAAUCUCACCAUGUCAGACACAUCUCAGCGAGAGAAAGAUAUCUGUGAAACAUUCAGCUGAUGUGAAAAAUCUAUUUGAUAUGUGUGCAAACAGCCAAAUCAAAAAUCAUGAAGGUGUUUUUCACAGGCAGAUGUCGGAAAGAAGGAUGAAAGAAAGCGAGGCUGCAGAGGGAAGUGAAGAGUAUGACUGUGGCAGCGCUCCCCAGGGGGACUCUGGGAUAGCUUGUCUGAAGCCAUCCCAUCAAUGGGCGGGCUCAUUAGGUUCAUAACCUCUCAGAUCAGUGGCGGGGCCCGCUGUCAGAUUGAGUUGAGUGCCUGGCCAGUGAUAAGGGCGAGUAAUGAGGACAGAGCGAGUUUGAGGCCAGGCAGAGCCCAGAUGACGCCCAGACCAGGAGGUGUUUAGUGGAGCAGAGCUUCACACAGAGCAGUGAAGGAACUCCAAAUCAGCAGUCAUCAUACUCAUUACAGAUUAAAUUUAAAUGACUGAAUUGAUGGAAGUUUUUCUUCUGCUUUCCUAAAUAUGCCCUUAUAUGGUUGGGUGCUCACCACCAUUAUGGAGUUCAGCAACAAGGCUAAUUUCUUAGUCCUUCUGACCAUCAUUCUUCUUUAUUUAGCUGCUUAUCCUUCAAUAAUGAUCAAUGAACCAUGCUUACACACUGGUAUCUUGCAUUUUGGUCAUUCAGCCAAGUAAACCAGAGAAUCACAACCAUUUCAGACAACAACACUGAUCACUACUGACAUUUGUUGCCAACAGUUAGUGUCAUUUUUUUUAUAUUUUGGGGCUUUUAAUGUCUUUAUUGAGCAGAAAGGACAGGGGUUAGAGCACAAAACGAGGGAGUGACAUAUAGGGAAGGGGCUGCAGCAGGUUGGACUUGAGCUGGGGCCACCUGCUUGAGAGCUAUAGCCCCUGUACAUGGGGUGUGUCAUCUAACCACUAGACCAAACCAGCACCCCACAGUCAGCGUCAUUCUAAGGAAAACAAUGCCAUUUAUUUGGCAGUCAGGAGGUCAAGGGCCACCUAAAUGCUUUGUUAAUAUGUCAAUAUGGUGACUGUCAUUGUUGGCCUACAAAACUCCCCUGAACAAACCAAUGUGUGACAUCACUGAAGCUGUCUUUGCAGCCAUUAAAAAAUCAGGAUAAGCAGGUUUCCUCUGCAUACAAAGCCCAAUAAAAAGGGGAUUGCUCAAUAAUAAAAAUAAAUCAUAACAGAAAAUACACAAAGACAAGAGAUUACAAUAUCUUUUGUUAAAAUGCAGCUUUCUGUGAGAGACUGAUUUAAAUGUAAUUCAGAGGUCUAUCAUGUACUGAUGACUUAUGCUCAGUGGUAAUAGAAAAACACUCUGUGUUCUUUUGUUUUAUAGCUGUUGAAGUAAACAAUACUCUGAAUGUUUUCCUAUCAGGAGAGAUGAAAGCAGACAUGUUCUUUAGCUCCUCAUGAUCUGAGGAAAGCCUUCCUGAUCACUACCCUCAGACCAUCACCCAACAGUCUCCUGUAUCACCCUCAGACUGCAGUCAGACAGCAGGGCAGACAAAGGUCAAGAGAGAGCCUCUGGUGGACCAGCCAAUAGCUUAUCUCUGUCUCCAGCCUGCCUCGGCAACAGAAACAUGUGAGCACGGGGCCAUUCAGUGCUCAACCUGAGCCCCGCUCCCUGUGCCCCGCUCAACCUUUGCCUCUCUUUGGGAGCCCCCUGGAGGAGAAGGCUCCUCAGGAGAGUGUCUGGCAAAUAAGGAGGGGAGCCGAGGUGCAGAGUUUGAUGCUAAUCGGCCCUGACAGAGCUGGACUAGUGAUGACCCUGCCCCACUGUUGCUAACGCUUCACUGGGCACAGCACUCAGCUGCAGUGAGCAGACUGAUGCUAGUGAGCCGACCUGCAGCCACCCAAACAAUCUAAACACUGGGUCUGCUCAACACAUGCUUCCUGCUAUACUCAAACAAAACACAUUUAGACUCUGGAUCAUGAGUGAUGGAGAUAAAAGAUGUAGGAAAACAAGUCAAUGAACUAAUAUAUUCUAAUGUACACUGGAAAGGCUACAUGCAACUGAAUAAAUCUAGAGGGAAUAAUGUAAAACAAAUGCAAAAGCACACUCUGUGAACAUACUAUAAAUAGAGUUAGAUCUCAUGGCAGGAUUUUAGACAUCUUAAAUGGUUCCAACUUAGCCAGGUGGAGAUAUUUCUAUUUCAUUAGUACUGCUAUAGUUUGCUGAAACAUAUAAAAUGACAAUAAUUCAGUUUUUAUUUAUCAUCCCUUUUAAUCUUGAAUAAUAGGGCCUACAGUCUCCGCUCCCAGGACUUUUGUCAUUUUUCUGUUUAGAUUUUCUUAUCUGAUUACACGAAAUCAAUGUAUCAGCAAUCAGACCUGGAACUCCAAAGUCUGGUAUUUCUGAAUGCAUUCAAAUCCAUUAUAAAUUCCAUUACAUCUAGGCUUCAGGAGUGCAAAUGUUUUAUUUGAGUGCAAAAUUGGAUUGAAAAUCGAAAAUUCAAUUAUUAUUUUAUAACUGUAUGUGCUGCCAUUCUUGGUCAGGUCUCUCUUGCAAAAGAGAUCUUGGAUCUCAAUGGGACAAACCUGGUUGAAUAAAGGUUAUAUCAAUAAUAAUAAUUAUAAUAAUUUUUAAAAUGUGAUCAGAGAGGAAACCAAAUGUUUUCUUUCAAAGGCUAAAAUUCUUUAAAUCUCUGCUGAUAUUAACUUAUAUAUUUUGAGUGAAAGGAGUGUGUGCUUUCUCCUUUUGGUUUUAUACAUACAAACUUUAACUUCAAGAGCUGAUGCUGGUUUGUUUUACAUGUCUAAUUCUUGAUACUUUAUGUUAAAUUGUCGUCUAGAUCCUCACCAGACCCACCACAGCACUAAAGACACAGCUGCAGUUAAUAUGAGUAAUUAUUGCUAUAUUUGGGAGUGCUUGUUGGCAAGCACUGAUAAUAAUGCUGCCUAUUGUCACUGUUUGCUCAUUAGCUAACCACAGGAAAUGGGCAAGCUUAACUUCUACCCUUUAUGAAUUUUAUUAGCAGCAGCUGUGCUUUCCAUUGAGUGCAGAAACGCUUUGUAACAAAGAGUGAACAAUGAGCGCUGUCAUAGCUGCGCUCUGACUUUAUCCGACAAAUAUCUGCUGAUGCUUCUUCAAGCAUUUUUAUGACUUUUUACACCUUAUAAACUCUUACCUCACGGGAGGUGGGCUGCUGAUGUAACCUCAAAAUCAUGAACUGCUUUUGAAUAAUGGACCGGGUCAUCUGUUUUAAUUGGAGUCAAUUAAGUUGUUAUGGCUCCCUUUACUGUUAUGGUUGUGUUCUUAUACAGUCUUCUGUUGUAAUUUUGUGUUAUCCUGUUAUUCUGAACAUGAGACAACAGUCUUAUGUUUGAGCAUCUUUUUAAAUGAGAUUAUGCUUUCAAUGUCUCUUGGCAUUAAAAUGUGAUCACGUGUGCAAAUAAAGCACUGGUGGUACUGCUAUUUCUUAGUAAUGCCAUAAAAAUGAAAAACAGUAGUUCACUGGUUAUUUGUCCAGCUAGGUGAAAACAACAAACCUUAGCAUCUCUGACCUUCAAGGCUUUCAGCUCUAGUAAUGGGAAUACUCUAUAUCUGUUUUUAGGGGCAUUUUCUGAAUGUUGUUUCAAGAAAAUAUUAGCAUUCUAAAGUUACUUGAUCCUAAAAUAAAAUGAUAUUUCAACCUUUAUGAUGAAAUGACAACCAUUGUGGAAACAAUAACAAAGGCUGUCAUAGGUUAUAUGUUUUACAUCAUGUUGUUGGUUCUUUCAAAUCAGUGCGUUUUUAUUGAAAUGUUUUGUCAUUGUGUUGUUCUACAAGCCUAUUUGUAUUCCUCACAUUUCUCCUUUUUUAUAAAGCACUUUGUAAUCCUGCACUAUAUCAAUAAAACUCAUAAUUAUUAUAAGUUUAUUGUUAUUUAAAGACUUGUAUGUGUUUUGUUAGAUUGUGUGAGCAGGUGAAUAAACUGUCAGGCUGAAAUGCCAAUAAAAGAGGGAGUGGUAAAUAAAAACAUGUGAGAUGCUUCAUAAAAAAAAUGAUCUGAUAGGCUUUUGAGUGUGAGAAUAUGAUAUCAAGUCCUCAAACCUGCCAGCUUAACAUUUCUGUUGAAUGGAUCUGUUUUGUCAGUACAUUAUGUAAUCAGGCUUUGAAAUUGCCUUUUUUGUCAAGCUGAUGAUGAAAAACACAAGAUGGGAAAAGGGAAUGCGAUAAUUUAAGCCAUCUGACAUCCACACAGCUGCUCCCACAGUGUGCACUGUACCAAGGUAUCUGCUUAUAAAUGUUGCAGCAAUAAGUUUCAGAGGUGAAAUGUAAAGCCUUCUCUUCUUCCUCACAGAUAAUCCUGAACUCGAUGCACAAGUACCAGCCAAGACUUCACAUAGUCAAAGCAGAUGAAAACAACGCCUUUGGAUCCAAGAACACCGCUUACUGUACUCACGUCUUUCAUGAGACCGCCUUCAUCUCAGUAACAUCUUACCAAAACCAUAAGGUACAGCACAAACUCCUUGUUUUUUUGUCUUUUUCACGUUUAACUAAAAUGAAUAACUUAAAGGGUUGAAAACAGCCAACAGUCUUCAUAUUUUUUGUCUAAUGCUCUGUUUGGUGUGUACUCUACGGAAUAAGAUUUUAAGCAAAUGUCUUCUUCCUAGAUCACACAGUUGAAGAUAGAAAACAAUCCAUUCGCCAAAGGAUUUCGAGGGAGUGAAGAAGGAGAUCUGCGCGUUUCAAGACUACAGGGGUAUGUUAACACAGGAAGAUGUAAAACCACUGAGUACACUACAAAUCUCUUGUUCAAAUUCACCAAACAGCCUUUCAGGAGCAUUUUAAUGUGUUUGAGGAUUUAAAAGAUUUGAUAUGAUAAGGGUUGGCCUGUUUAUCUUUCUCAUGAGAUUCUGCAUCAUGUCUACAGGAAAGACUAUCCCGUGAUUUCAAAGAACAUGGUUCGACAGAGACUCAUCACCUCACACAGUCACCUAGCAGGGAAGCUUGGGACAGGAGUGCUCUCUGGGCACCCUUCAGUCCUGUCAUCUUACCAGUAUGAUACUGGGGUUCCUCCAUCCAACUCAGACCCACAAGACCCUAUCUCAAAUCACUUUCCUCAAAGUAGAGAUCCCAGCCUUUUGUACCACUGCUUCAAGCACAGAGGUAUGCUUUGUAAUCCAUUCAUCUGAUGACCUGCCUUUACAAGAUAAGAUUGCUUAUUCCAAAAACCAAGCUGUUAAUCACAUCAUUUUGCAGAUAAUACCCGACACCUGGAGCUUGGAUGUAAGCGGCCGUAUCUGGACACAUCAUCAGCUGUCUCAGAAGAGCAUUACUUCCGAUCAGCUCCAGCUUAUGAGUCAUCCCUGCUGUCGCAUCCAUACUGCACCGAGGCAAUCAACUCAAGAGAAGCUUGUAUGUACAGUGCCAUGGACACAGAGUCUGGAUCUGGGGUCGGGGACACAGAUGACCUGACCAACUCCUCUUCCAUUAAUUGCAACAUGUGGGCGACAAUGCAGCCUUAUCCUCGCUACGGCGUGGAGGGGGUCCCAUACCAGCCCUUUGCUGCUCACUUUCCCAACGCUGCCACAGUCACGUCAGUUGUACCACACCCAACGUCGUCCAUGGGGUCACGACAGCCACAAGCUGACUUAGGGGUCUACAACUCAUCCACAUCCCAGCGUGCUCUGCCUAUCAUCACUCCAUCAUCCUCUUCUUCAUCCUGCUCUCCUUCUAUUCUGGGAUCCAGAGAUAGGUCAGGUCAUCCACCACUGUACCACAAGAAGCCAGGAUCACCGCUUCGACCUCACAGAGAUUACUCAGCCUAUCCAACUCAAAGCACUAUUUCCAUUCGUGAUCCGUCGUAUCAGUAUCAAGUGGGGCUGAGCAGUGCAGGGACCCAUUGGACUGACAGCUAA
Messenger RNA from Xyrichtys novacula (pearly razorfish), 28215 nucleotides. Lineage: Eukaryota; Metazoa; Chordata; Actinopteri; Labriformes; Labridae. The record is from the annotation of a GenBank genome assembly.